This is a messenger RNA of Ramularia collo-cygni, 3783 nucleotides long. RefSeq lists its product as uncharacterized. Gene Ontology annotation, molecular function: protein binding. The record is from RefSeq and is a predicted model, not a curated record. Bases 1 to 3783 code for a protein of 1260 amino acids. The transcript has a single exon. Gene Ontology annotation, biological process: positive regulation of TOR signaling. Lineage: Eukaryota; Fungi; Ascomycota; Dothideomycetes; Mycosphaerellales; Mycosphaerellaceae.
AUGAGUCCACAAGACCCGAAGCACAACAAGCGUGCAUCCACGGGGCAAGCAUCAUCUCCUGCUUUGAUCCCACGAGCUCCGCCACUUCCCGUACAGAAGCCGCUACAAAGGGCUCGAAACGCAGCAUCGAGAUUUCUUGGCUAUCCAUCUAGACCGUCUAGUCCUACAGAUGAGCGCGAUGAAGGACGUUUUGCUCAUGGCGGCAUUGGAGCGAGGUCCGCUACACUUGGAGCAACACAAAAUGCCACCGCCAGCCAUCGAACCGGACUGGAAUGUCGAACCAUAAGUAUCAAUGAGCGUGGGACUCAUGCUGUGAUUGCUGGGAAGGAGCUCUUCAAAACGGUCAGAAUCGAAGACUCAAACUGGGUUGAAGACUUCAACCUGAGGACGGCAAUUCGAAGCACCCCCACUACAGCGGCUGGAGCGCCUCGCCAUAUAUUCUCCAUUGACAUUGCUGACGUUGCUUGGGCAAAAGGAGACAGCGGCGACUACAUCGCAGCCGCAACUUCCAGUGGGAAGAUCAUUCUGUACGAUCUCGGCCAUGCAGGAUUGCAAGCCGCACAGCUGCAUGAGCAUUUCCGUCAGGUACAUAAUGUAACAUUCAAUCCUCAUAGAGGAAAUCUGCUACUCUCCGGAAGUCAAGAUGGAACGGUGCGGCUUUGGGACGUACGAGAUGUUCGAAGUCAGGCCAACGCGAUAGGAAGUAAACGGACAUUUUCCGGCCAGAGCGGUGGCGUUAGAGAUGUCAAAUGGUCUCCUACAGAAGGCUGCGACUUUGCGUUUGGUACUGACAACGGCGAGAUCCAGCGUUGGGAUAUUCGAAACCUGAAGACCGCCAAAAUCCGGAUUCCGGCCCAUAGUCUGACCUGCAACACGAUUGACUGGCACCCGGACGGCAAGCACAUACUCAGUGCGGGUGCUGACAAGAUAGUCCGAGUCUUUGAUGUGUCCGCGAGCCGUCCUAGGAAGGCGUCCUGGGAGAUUAGGACUCCGCACCCAGUGAUGUUGGCCCGCUGGCGCCCAUCAUGUCGAUCUUCAAUGCCGCAAGACAACGGCGCGCAGCAAUGCACGCAAAUUGCGACUGCGUAUGACCGUGAGCAUCCGGUGAUGCAUAUAUGGGACUUCCGCCGGCCGCUACUCCCCUUCCGAGAGAUGCAACCGUAUCCAUCAGCACCGACAGAUAUGCUCUGGCAUUCACAAGAUUUGCUGUGGACCGUCGGCCGAGAAGGAACUUUGCUACAGACUGAUACGCAGCACAUACCGAAAGUCAUCGACAGAUGCAAUCUGCAAGCAUUUGGGAUCUCACCUCUGGGCGAGCUAUCAUUUGUUGCUCAGGCUCGACAGCGGCGCCGUAUGCCGAAAUCUCACCGGAUUCCCUCUCUGACGCCGACUACAGAUCACAGUGCCAGCGCCAUUCCAGAUGCCGAUUAUGGGCUGAGCAGAAGCUGGGUGGAUGACAGUCUGGACCGUUCUUUUCUCGACGUACUGCCAAUGAAACGCCACAAUCGUGCGAGCAGCAACAGCAGGGCUCACGCCGCCAGUGUUACGUCUGCACUGACCCAGAAUAAUUCAGUGAUCAGACUUGACAACAUCCUAGGGAACCGCAAAUCGUUUAGACCGGAACAGAAGGCAUGUCGAGGACUGUUGCCGGGUCACAAUAACCACAACUACAUUGCUCAUAUGGCAGAGCGGCUCAAGCUUUCAAUCAUGGCAACAUCCAGUGAUGACGAAUACCGGGAACACAUCCGUGAGGCUUUCAAAGCCAAUGCUGACCUUGCGCUCUCGGUCGGCUUCUGGCCACUAUCGCAGUCAUUCAAAAUCGCAGGUCUCAUGUUGGACAACCAUCUGCGAGACCGAGCGGUGCUGAAGCGGAAAAAGGCAAGAGAGAAGGUCCGAUCACAUGGAAGUUCUCACCUGAGAUACUUGUCGGCGGACAUGGAAAAACUGGCCAUUUCACUAGCAGCACAUCAUCUGCGUUCCCCGAUACAAUCGGCAAGAAGCCUCCGUCCCGUCUCAACCAUUGCUCAGCAGCUGGCAAUGCCCGAAAGUACUUCCAACGUUCCGACACCGCUCGUCCGACCAUCCGUUACUGGCAAAGCCGCGAAUUCGCACCACGACGUGCAGCUGCUGGAAUUUGACAAAGAUGAUAAACUUGCUUUGCCACCGUCUCUUGCAUCCGCGUAUGGCUCAGUAUCUUCCAAGCCUGGCGAGCAAAAUUAUCAAAAAGAUCGCAAGCUCACGAUCAGUAAUCUGACAGAUUUGGUCAAUAAUCAAUCAACCACUGACGCUGCCGAGCGUCAGGCAAUGGUGAAUCGCUGGAAUGUACCACCCAUCAAGCCCCUUAAACUGGACGAUGCCGACAUUCAAGGUGUUCGCAUACCGCCUGCCAAGCUCGAAAAGCAUGACAGCGCAGAGAGUUUCCAGUUCUUAGAGGACUCAGGUGGCUCCCGCGGACCCUCAUUUCCCGCCUCCCUCGCGAGUUCCCGCUCAGGGAACGAUCGGAUGGUGGCUGAGCGCCCAAGCCGCAGACAGCUACUCCCAGCAUUGUCAUAUCCUGUAUCUGUCAAUGAUGGCCAGUCAAUGUUCUUCGAAGGCUCUGGUACACUCGGCAAUAGUGGCAUAACCACAAUGGAAAACUCGGGCCAUAUAAGCAAGUUGGACUCUAAAGAAUAUCCUGAUGACGACGACGACGACUGGGAAGAUGAGCCCAUCACCGCAGAUUGUGAUAUGCCAGAUGUGGAGGAAACGGAAUUUAAGCACCAUCGCGCUGUUGCCUUGGACAUUGUGUCUUCUCCCAGACAUGUCGAUCAGCCGCCAGGGAUUUUGCGUGACGCUGCUGAAGACCACAAUGUGUUAAAUCGAGUUCCGCACCAGGAAUCAGUCCACACUGGUCAACAUCGCGCUGCAGAAAGCAAUCCCUUCCGCCAGGUACCUACCGGAAGUGGUGCAGACGAUGGAAUUGACAUCGAUAUUGAGGAGGGAAAAGCUGUGUGGACGCUGAUCGAGAUGCUGCAGCAACUCGUCAAACACUACACCAUCAAUCUUCCGUUCCCUCAAGCUGCCACGUCUUUAAUCCUCCUUCUCGGUCCCAUCUUACCGCGCACGCACCCCCUACCCAUUGGAGAGAUCAACCAAACAAUCUCAGGAUACGUUGAUUACUUUCUGCAAGUCCUCGGAUGGGACGCAGAAGACAUCCCGUCUUUGAUCAAGCAAUGCUACGACCAGCCAAUCAAAGCAGGACUCCAGCCACUGCAUGCUGAAAGCGUUCUCUCAACAUACCACGAGCAGCUUCUGAGCCACAAAUUGUUCAACGAAGCCGCCGAGCUUCGUCGGCUAGCAUAUCCUGCGUAUCCUGCCGUAUACGAGGACUUUGUCAAAGAGAACACCGUCCAUCUCAAAUGCGGUCAUUGCGGCAAGCCAAUGAUGGCUAACCUUGAGAGCCUCCAUUGCGAAUCCUGCCGGAAGACACAGGAAGCUUGUCCGUUCUGCUUGGAGCCGAACAGUCCUUAUGGCAAACAUUCGAAUCUUCGGUCAGCAUGUUUGGUGUGCGGUCAUGGUGGGCAUGCUGAGUGUAUGGAGGAGUGGUUCGUGAAGGUGCGUGGUGGAGGUUGUUGCACUGUUGGGUGCAUUUGUGAUUGCGUGACAGGUCCGUUACGAGAUAAGAAGAUCGCUAUGCUGGUUGCAGCAGAAGAGAGCCGUGAGAAGGGAUUUGUCAAGAAAGAUGAGCUCAAAGUGAGGGAAAGCCGUGCAGUGUCGGGAGCUCGGAUUGAACUCAAUAAGUAA